AUGAAGAAGAUGAAGAUUCUUGAAGGAUUAUGCAGAGAGAGAGGAGAGAUUAAAGAUGAAGGUUAUCCAGAAUCCAAGAUUGGCGAAGUAGAUGGAGAUGCUUUUAGAAUUGUGCAGCCAGAGAAGAGAUUUUCUGGUGAGUUCUUCUGUAAUUUCUUCUUGAAUCCAUCGUUGAAGGCAAUUAUGGAUUGGAGAAUCGGUUAUAGUGAGAUAGAUUCAGUUAGUAAUCUGUUCAAAGUCAUUGGUUCUGAAACUUCUGUUAGUAUUAGGAACUAUUAUGCUGUUAGAAAUUCCGCUUGGUCACUAGAUCUUCUUUGA
This is a messenger RNA of Vicia faba (fava bean), 318 nucleotides long. NCBI's taxonomy places the organism in Eukaryota, Viridiplantae, Streptophyta, Magnoliopsida, Fabales, Fabaceae. The record is from the annotation of a GenBank genome assembly.